GACGCGAAGUUAAGCAAAAGAAAACCUGACCUUGUGGCGGUCAUUUCUGGGGGCGCAGAAGUAACAAGAGGACUCCAGAAAAACAUCACACUGAAUGCCUCACUAUCGUAUGACCCAGAAGUUGCACAUGGCAACCAAUCAGGAAUGAAAUUCACCUGGCAUUAUGGCAUAAUCAUAGCUAAUCACUCCAGCAAACAAGCGGACGCGAAAGGGAGAAAAAGAUUCUUUACGGCCGUGAACGAGUCAGCCAUCCAUUAUUUCGGAAAAGCAUCUGGCGAACAAAUUUCCUUAAACACCGAAGCUUUGUCUCUUAAUCAGACCUACAUAAUUAAAUUGGUAGUGACCAAGGACAGUCGUAUUUCCACCGUUUAUCAAGUUGUUCAUUUGAUAAAAGGAGAUCCCCCAGAAAUAUAUCAAAGGUUAGGGGUCUACUUUGUUUUUUUCUGUUAUUUAGUUUGUUUGGUUUGUUUUUAAUGCUGUUUUUGUUGCCAUCUUUAAUACCUAUAUUUGUUCUUUACCUUGCUCUUGCUCAUUAUUUUCACUACUGAUGCUUCUGUCGUCCAUUUCUACCUGUUUUGUUUCUGGUUUCGUUAAUUUUCGUUGUUUCUGCCGCCGUCGUUUUUUUUUAUAAUUUGUGGUUGCUACUAAUGAUAUAUUUAUGGUUAACAUUGUCGUUCUGGUUGUUACUGUUGUUGUAGCUUCAUUAACAGUCAUUCAUAUCAAUGUUAAAUUGCAGCCACUGCUGCAGCUGUUCUUUUUAGAUGCAUGCUCUCACCAAAUAACGGAAGUUCAAAACCCUUUCUUCACUGAGUGUUCGCCCAAUCUUUUUUGCUUCUUUUUAGAUGUUUCUUUAACUGCCACACUAAAGUGAUUCCCUCGGUCAAACUUAGCAUCGAAUCACAAUGCCGCGGAUUACAGUGCUCUAAAAUAUCUUCCUAUGAGUGGAUGCUCUACCAGCAAUUUAAGCAAAACAUGUCCUUUAACUGGAAAAGGAAACAUAAUCUACGACUCAUCACAAGUACACCGCUGAAUUCAAGUGACAUUGUUAUCAAAGAAGGUUCCCUUACUAGUGGAAAUAAGUACCGCUUGGCACUAAUAAUUACAACUACGGACGGUUUAAAGGGAAUGAAUGCUUACGAUUUCGUUAUAGCGAUACCUCCUACAGGGGGGAACUGUUCGAUCACUCCGCCAAGCGGCAUCUCACUGAAGACUGAUUUCAAUCUGAGCUGUAGCAACUGGGAAAGUGACAACACCCCUCUGACCUACCAGUUUCAAUACAGGCUAGAGAACGGUCUGUACAAUGUGUUGUAUCGUGGCGUUAACAACACCAUAAGAACCUCUUGGAUACCGCCUGGGAACAAUGCAGAUAACUUUACUGUCAAGUUUAACGCUACAGUGACUGACAAUUUUGGAAUUUCUGCUUUCCCAAUCCCUUUGACAGUUCAUGUAGGUCGCUAACCAUUAAUUUAAUGUAUAGCAUGAAAGGAUGUGAGAAUAUUUCAAUUUCUUUUGGUCCCUAUUAGAUAUAGAUUAGUUAUAGUCAUAGAUUCUCGCUUUUGACUUUUGCAGAUCAAGCCAUCUCAGAAAGAAAGACCCGAUGCUAUCACAAACUUUCUAAUGGCAAAUUACAGUUUAUUCGAUGAAUUCAUCAGGAGCAGAAACCUGAGGAAAGCGGCACUAAUAGCAAACUCUGUCCUGCUAUCAGUUUCACAAGAAACCUCAAUUGAAUUGCAGGAGAGAUACAAGGUACUUUUAAAACCUAACUUGUUACUUAAAAAGUGAAAUAAAACUAGUUCGUUAUGAUCAUAUCCAAAAAGCAAAGAGCGUACCAAGAGCCAAACAUGCAAAAAAAAGAAUAGAUAAUUUGUAAUUAAAAAAAGAAGAUAACAAAAGAAAUCAAAUUCCGAAGAACAGAAAAAUUUAAUACACUAAAUACAGGAACAUAUUUUUGAGAAAAAUGGAGGCUUACGUGUUUAAUAUCUGAUAUUAUUGCAGCGCGAGAGUCUUGGCUUCAAUGUCACUGAGAUGUUCAUUUUCCAUUGUUAAUUCUCGCGGGUUGAGAGUGUGAGCAAACUAUUUUCUUUCGUUGUAACGAGUGAAGAACGAAUUAAAUUUUAAACGAAUACUUACAACUUUUGAAAUUGAGGUUUGAAAAUAUUUUUCAUGGGCGGAAAUCACAAGGCAUUCCUUCGUUUCAGCUUGGUGUUUUGAUGCAUUUAGACCAAUCAUGCGCUUGCAAACAUCAUUUUGAUGGGUUUUAAUUAGCAAUUUUUAGUGGGAAACCUGAUACGUUGCGUCUAAAUAUGCCUUUAGAUGUGUUAUCUUUGGAACGAUCCUCCUUAUGCAGGAUACAGUCUGUUUGCCUAAUUCUUUACUGGCUAAAAUAACAUUAAGCUGAUAUGUUUAUCAUUGUUCAAGGUUAUGAACUACAUCCUUGAAAGCUUUUCCUCCUUGGAAGCGACAACUUUCUCCGAACUGCUUCAAAGUUCAUCAGUUAUCGGUUCUGCUCUUCAGGUUUUGGAGAAAGUGCCCCACCAGUCUCUGGUAGGUUAAUCCCGUCAUGUUGAUUGGGGCUUGAAAAGCUAUGGUUGUUACGUCAAGUUUUCAUACCAUGACAUUAUUUAACUAGAAAGGCUCAAGAAACAACAGCAAUGACGACAACUGCAAAGUACUCACUUUAACUACUUAACCACAAAUUAUUCCUACAAAGGUAAAAGGAAAUAAAUCUGAAAGUAAGCAUCUCCAUUUAUAUUCAUUUGCACUCCACAGAAUAUCUCCUUAUCUGCUAUCAGCUCAAUGACGUCACUCCUGUGGUCUCUCGCCCAGGAAAAAGACGUAACAGACAUACAGCUGACAACCCAAUCAGCAGAAAACUUGGCUUUGUGUCUAAAUUACGCUCUGAAGGCGGCAGCAGUGAUUGCAUCAGAGGACUUCAAGUCAAGUUUUCAACAACAGGUGCUGUAAUGAAAAUUUAGGUGGUGUCGUAAAGUCAAAAUUAAAUAGACUUUUAAAACUUAUUUAUGCAUGCAAGCAUAAUUGUUAGAAUUUCUUCAUUGGCGAAUGGUCCAUUGCAGAUUGCUAUUAACUUCACCGUUAUUCCCUUUGUCAUUCAGAUUUUGGAACUUUGUUUGUUUGUUUGUUUGUUUCAAGCUUGCGAAAAUCCAUAACUUGCUUAUAUUCUCUGUUUAUUUUAUGCAAUUUCUACAGGGUAAGAUAUUGGUGAAGAUUUCAAUGAAGGCCCUCGAGAAAGUUGCAGACUCAGUGUUGGCCCUGACAGUGCCUGAUGAAAGAACCAUACCAAUCACAGUAGGACAACUAUCCAUGACACUCGGAAGAUAUAGCAUCCAGAGACUCUCAGGACUGGAAAUAAAAGCAGGAAAAGGCCAGUUUAUCUUACCGUCUAAUGGCCAAUUGUUACUCUCUGGAGUAAACAUAACAAGUUUCGUAGAUGUUCAGGUAGGUAUUCACGCCCUAAAGGAAAAUUUAAAUCCAAGUUUUAUUUCAGCAGAUACCGACCCCAGUCAAGUAAAGUAACACAUUGGGUACCUUAAAAGUUUCCUAUUACCUUCAGCAAUCAUAUUCUUGUCUUGCUUUUGGCAUGUUCGACUCUGGCACUUGGAACGGCAAAAAGAGUCGAAUCAAGCUUGAUUUUCUUAACAUCUCCUUAAAUAAACCUUACAACUGAGUUGAUAACAGGAUCAGAUCUCCUACUAGCCAUUUUCGUCGUUUUACAUUCUGGUUUCAAAAAAUUGGCAAUGAAAAUAUUUCAUAUUAAGAGACCACGUAAAUAUAAUUUUUUUUUUUUUGUUUUAAAAAUAUAUUUUCAGUUUUAUUUUGCCCUUGACUUAUGACAACUUAUGAUUAGUAGUGACACCGAAUACUUUGUUUGUGUUCAGUUUGGAAGUUCACCAAUAAAAUCAAACAAGUAAAAUUUUCAAUCGUUCUUCUUUUAGAUGCUGUCAUUUUCUUUUAACCCUUACACUUGGGAUAGUUCAAAGGAGCGAGUUGACUCUGAUGUCGUAACCCUGCAGCUGAAAAACAACAAAGGAGAGCUAAUUAAAGUAUCAAAUCUCUCGGAAGACAUCGUCAUCAUUACACCUUUGAAACCUGGGAAAAACUUCACGGAAAAGGCAAAGUAUUUCACAAAGAAUGACAAUUUACUUUUUCACGAGAUAGAGGUUAGAUUUGGAAACACCUUGCUGAUGAUGGAAAUCAACCCUCAAGAACCAAACGUAUAUCUGUUUGCAUAUAUGCGUUUUGGUCAGCGGCCAACAUCUCAAGACUACGACCUCAAUGCCACUAUCUCUCAUGACGAAAAGUGUGUUUGGAUGCUAAGUGCACAUGACGAAAGUGAAGGACAAACGGUCUGCUCCUUGAAUCCUCAUGUACCGAUACAAGUACUUGCUGAGCGUCCCGGGAAAUACUUUCUUGGCUUAAAAAAUUACAACGCCACAGUGAAUUUAUCUCACAAAAGAGAUAAAAGGUCUUGUCUUGGAGGAAGGCGAAGAAAGCGUUCCUGCGUCGAAGUCAAAGAUCCACCACCCACCCCACCCCAGGGUGAAAAUGUCUCUGUGAUGCCAGUUUAUGAUUCCACAACAGACCAGAAGUACACUCUGAAGGUGGUCUUAGGUAGUUGUGUUUACUGGUCAGAAAAAUUUGACAAGUGGAUAUCAUCUGGCUGUCGGGUAAGUGAAAAAUUAUAUAACGAUCUUCAGGACAAUCUGUUUUCUAAAUUUAACAUUGUAUUUAACACAGUUCAGAUACUUGGAGCUUUCCUGAGUAAUAUUCGCAAAAAUUACUGUGCGAUUGUAAUAAUCUUUACUCAUUAGGUUCGUUAUUGCAUUCAGGCUAAUCUUUGAUUAGAGAACAUUUUCAGACAAAAGUCGAAUCGAUUUGAUAACCAGCCGGGGCUUAUCAGCGCCUUAAAACAGAAAACAUACAAUGUGAUUAAUGGUGACAGCCAAAAUGAUUAUUUUUAUUAAUAAUAUCUUCCUUGCAUUUUAUAAUUCCAGGUUUUAGCAGAAUUAGAUGGAUUCUUAAAUUGUAGCUGUAGCCACCUGACAUCAUUUGGGGGAAAUCUUUCAGUUGAACCGAAUCCUAUUGACUUCGACAAGGUUCUAGUCGAGUUCCAGCAGUUACCAGAAACUGGAAAUAUCGCUGUAAUUGUGGCUAUUGUGGUGGUUUUAUUGUGUUAUACAACUAUGUUUGUUAUCGUAAGGAAAUUCGACAAAGAAGACGCGAAAAAUGUAAGUGUCGACCCGGAUUUUGCUUAGGACCAUUGUUUUCACGGGACAUGCUCUUUCACUCUCAAACUCGGGGUGUCAAUUCUCCCCUCCAGCUGUUAUAAAUUUUCUUGUAAAAUAAGUAAUGACCAUUUGCUAAUAGUGGAGCUCGCAGAGCGUAGCCCGAUAAUUAUACAAAAUAGUAGUAACCCAUCAAGCUGACAAAAUUUGGAUGUACGACCGUACGACCGUACAAGGUGCUUCUUUUAACAUGCGCGGUCAAAUGUACCGCGGGCGCGCCAAUACCACGGCUUUGUUCAGUGGUCCAGUGGUCAGUGCACUGGGCUCCGAGUCGGACGACCCGGGGGGCUAGUCCUGGCCGGGGCAAGACGUUGUGACGUGUGGGAAAAAAAGAUGCGAGCUCCGCUUUUAGGCUUGGCUAAAUCCAUAUAUUAUAUCAAGAUACCAACUUCUAUUUGAUAAGUCUGAAUAACUGUUUCCUGGAUAAUAGGCGGAUGUUUGUUGAAGAAAUUACAUGUUGAUCACUUCUAGGGGUUAAAGGGCUAGGAGGAAAAGGCUUUAAUGUUGACGACAUUAUUCGCUUUUAAGGUUUGUUGAGAUCGAGAUUUUAACUUUUAAACGCUUUUAACAUAUCCUAAAAAAAAUUAAAAUUUAAAAGUGAAGUGACAGUCAAUUAAAUUAAACCGUUUUCAGGGUUUACCAUGAUUUUUUUUUCGGAAAGGGACAAAAAAGCGAAUUAAGAAUAUACAUUAGCUAGCCGUGUGAAUAGUUCAUACUUUAUUAUGUUUUUUUAGAGGAAAUUACCGAUCCAACUUCCAUCAUCAUCUUCAAGUAGCACAUAUGAGUAUAUUAUAGUGAUUACUACUGGGGCUUGGAAAAACUCAGGCACGACUGCUCAUGUAGCUUUGGAGAUAUACGGUUCUGAAGGAAAGAGUGGCAUUCUUCAGCUUAGCCAAGAAGAGCCUGCUGCAGUUGAUGUGUUAUUCUCUCGAGGUAAUUCAGAUGUUUUUGUACUUUAUGUUACCAAAUCACUUGAUUCGAUUCAAAGAGUGCAGAUUGGGCAUGAUAAUUUUGGAGAUAAUCCCUCGUGGUACUUAGAGGAAAUUCUGAUUCGGGAUGUACAAUCCAGGCAGUGUUGGAAAUUCUUGGCCAGUCAGUGGUUUGCUCUUGAGCGCGGUGACGGGCGCAUCGAGCGAAUAAUCGAGAAGACCUCAAAUCAUCUGGAUUUUGGCGAUGAAGUUGCAAGACGUUGGCGAAGAGGCCUCGCAGAAGGGCAUAUUUGGAUUUCAGUAGCAGCCAAGCUAAGAAGAAGCCGCUUUACAAGAGUACAGCGGCUUUCUUGCUGCCUCUCAGUGCUUUUGACAUCCAUGUUUGCUAACGCGAUGUUCUAUAAGUUAGAAGGCAAAUAUGAACAGCCUAUCCAAGUCGGACCGCUGAAAAUGUCGUGGAGACAAGUGGUGACUGGAAUUGAAAGCGCGCUUGUUGUGACGCCCAUAAACAUUGUCAUAGUGUUACUGUUUCAGAAAGGGGCUGUAAAGUCUGUGACGAACAAUGGCUAUUGUCAUAAAGGUACCCUGAUCAGUGGUAUCUCUUGGUGUUUGUUGCUUUUUUCUUGUUUUGUUUCGGCUGCGUUUACAAUUUUUUACAGCCUUAUUUGGGAAAAGAUUGUCAGCGAGCAAUGGCUGUCUUCGAUGCUUAUCUCAUUUGCGUAGGACGUAACAAUCAAGGAACCAGUAAAGGUGUUCUUCACAGCUUUAACUGUCGCGGCCAUUUUAAGGAUAAAGGCGAUGAGAUCAAAAGUACACGCCUGCGAAAGCCCUCAGCAAGUUAAAGCUGGGUACAAUAAGAAAAAUAUUUGGGCACUGGAAUUUUCAGAAGUGGAAAAGAUGAGGAGACGACAAGCUAAGAAACAGAACGUGACGCGUUAUUUCACAGAAUUGGGUUUAUACUUGGUCUUCGUUUUCUUACUUCUGGCAGUGUGCUAUGGAAACAGAAGUGACCAUCGGUACUUGAUGACAAAAUCAAUCCGAGAUGGACUACAAAACUUCGGCAAGGUGAGUAAACAUUAUUUUGUUAUGAUAAAUCCUUUGCUGAAAUUCCCGGGUUUGAUUCAUCUUACGGUGUUUCAUUCCUAUGGGGGUUCAAAAUCGAGUAUAUGAGGGGAAAUUUUACUUUGCCGGCCUCCUCAAGGUUUCUUUUUUCUUCUAUAAAGACAUUCGGUGAUUGACUGAGGCAUUUUCUGGUCUUGUAAUCGACAUUUUGAGUAGGAAUAUCUCUUUAUAAACAGAGCAACAGAGAUAUGUUAGGGUGUAAGACCCGAACUCAGGACUGGAGAGAUAUUUCAAGCGAUAGUAGUAUAAUUCCAUGAAGAGAUUGGAUUGGCAUUCAAUUCUACCAUAGCAACUCACACAAACCUUAUAUUUGAGGGGAUGGGUGCAAUGGGAAUGAGCACUUGGGAAUAAUAGUCUACAACAGUGUCUACGAUAGGCCCAUAUAUACUAACUUGUUUGUGUGACUAUAUAUAUAUUGUAUAAUGUCUAUUAUAUAUAUAUAUAUAUAUAUAUAUAUAUAUAUGUAUAUAUAAUCAAAAGUUAAAACACAGACUUCUUAUAUAAAUAUAUAUAGGGGAAGUCUGUGUUUUGAUUUUUCCGUUUUACAGUGCUCGAUACGUAGAAGUAGAGCGCAAUAUAUAUUGAGAUACGGAAAAAAAGAGACUAUACUUUCAUCCCUGCAAGCCUGUUUCGUGAUUACUCUCUCAUCAGGGGAUUGUAUUGCUGAGAAUAUUCGUACCAUCGUUUAUAUACUUUACAAAUUUGCAUAAUAGGCGUGGCGGUAAAUUUCAAUGCUUUGUUCAAUUGUUACGCAGUAACGCUUUGUUUCUGUGGCGGCAUGCGGACACGAGUUCAUUACCUUUAUUGAGUGAUGAUAAUUCAAGUUGGCAGAUGAUGGGUAAUUUUUCUUUGAGGCAGAGGUUGCAUCUUUUGCUUGCGCUGUUGAAGGGUGAUCUAGAUGAAAGGAUGCGCCAUGAAAUAAAAUGGUCCAUGUUAUUUUCUUUAAGGGUUCAGAUAUGUUUGCUGAGUUCGAUAGAGUUUCUGUGUUUUGUGUGUCGGAAUGAUGCGGUACAGUUUCUAUAUCUAGUCUUGCAGUCGUUUUUCUGUAAGUCUGAUAUAUGUUUCAUUGGUGCUGUUGUCCUAACGUGUGACGGUUGCUUAGUAGAUUUGUGGUGACUGAAGGCAGUUUCCGUUAAGUGGGUAUGUUUUCUUCUUUGGGAAGUUGCAAGUUUUGGUGUCUUUUGUGUUGGUGUUAUCUGCGGUGUCAUUGAUGUGUUUUUUGGAUGAAUUUAAAAUGCAUUUGUUGCGGUUGUCGAUGAUCUGUUGAAUGUUAUUCAUGCAGUUGUAACUGAUCUUGAUUGCGUUACGAUCAAAGACUUUUUUAAGUCUGCGGUCUUUCUGGAAGUGCUUGUCUAUUAGGGCAAGGAAUCUAUGUCUGAUAUUGGUGCUGACGUUUUUGCUGAAUGGUAGGUUCUAUCAGAGUAUGUUGUUCCGUUGUCUGUUUUUUCAUUUGUUAGUUGUGGGUGGUUCGUAGUGUAGAGUGUAACGGUAUCAGUAUUCGUCGAGUGCUUUUUUUUUGGUGGAGCGGCUUCGCCGAAAGAUGCUUUGUCGGAUGAAAGGGAUGACAGUCUUGUUGAUGCCGGCGGGUAUGUCCUUUGUGGUGGUUGGUGCGUGGAUGCCGCGGUGGACGUAUCGUAGUGUGGUGUAGGGCUUUGGGAAGGGUUGGUGGGUGUUUUUGUUCAGGUUGAAAGUGACGUCUAAGAAAUUGAUGGUCUGUUUGUUGGCUUCGAUGGUGAUCCGUAGUUCAUUGUGAUUAAAGAUGUGGCAUAUUUCUUUUUUGACGUUUUCUGUAUCUCUCGGUGUGGCGUUUGAAAAGCCACACCGAGAGACACUACGAUACGUCCACCGCGAGAGCAACCACCCCGCAAUUUGUAAGCCGUUUAUAAGAGAUUUAUCGAAAGAACCAUUGAUUAUUACCCCGAUGCGAAAGAUUUUAUGAUGGAAAACACUGAGGAUUUCUUAAACAAACUAGUGUUUCAAAAUAAUAAAGAAAAAAAUCCCACGCGUGAGACAAAGAAAGCAAGUGAAUUCAAUUUAUACGCUUAACCGCAGAGUUAUAUUUUUAAUUUAUAAAAAUGAUCUUGUUGUGUCACACUGUCGUCUAUAUGCUUUCUAUGCCAAAAUGUAUAAGACCAAUGUUUGAUCGAAAAAUUAAAAUUCUUAUACCCGAGUGAGUGAAAUUGAUAUAACCUAAGAUUACUUCCCGGCCAUCGUCAGAGGCCGAUAAAAAUCGAUUUUACUUGUAUUUAACGAAACUGAAUUCAAACAUUCAGCUUAGCGUUUUUGUAAAAAAAAAUCUGAAAUCUUGAAAAGCAACCGAUUUACUUAGAAAAACGUAUUUUCAAACAUAAGUUAAUAAAUCAGGAAGGAGUCAUAAUCUCGGACUUGGGCGAAUCCCCUGAGGGAAUUUUUGCGGCAACUGCUCAUGAUGUAACACCUCGGUGGCGCGACAAGAGAAUCGUUCAGAGAAUCGUUUAAGAGAAUCGUUCGAGAGAAUAAUAUUCACAUCCUCUUCAGAAGUCGUUGGUGAGACAAUGUGAAUAUUAUUCACCUGUUAAAAAUUCAAGUUGCCUUGAAAUCGGGGUUGUUUAAAAUGCGUCAGAAGUGUUUUUUUUUUAAAUCAAGGUUGAAAUCAACCUUGAUUUUAAGGCUAAAAAAUUCAUGAGUUGACUUGAAAUCAAGAUGUUUUUCAAAAUGCACCAGAACCCACUUUUUCUAACUACUUAAAUACGUUUAUAUCUAUCUAUCUAUCUAUCUAUCUAUCUAUCUAUCUGUCUAUAUAUAUAUAUAUAUAUAUAUAUAUGUACGUAUGUAUGUAUGUAUAUAUAUAUAUAUAUAUAUAUAUAUAUAUAUAUAUAAAUAGGAAGUCUGCAAGUCGAUUUUCGCGUGGAACAGUGCUCAAUACGUUGAAGCAGAGCAGAAUAAAUAUUAUGAGAGGAAAAAAGGACGCAACUACAUUUCCCUUAAAAUGUAGAAAUGUAGAAAUGGGAAAUGUAGUUGCGUCCUUUUUUCCUCUCAUAAUAUUUAUAUAUAUAUAUAUAUAUAUAUAUAUAUAUACACAGCCCAAUAAUCUUAUAUUAAUUCAGGUGAAAAACAACACAAUGUACUGGUGGUGGUUACAGCGUGUUUUCAUUCCGGGAGUGUUUUCCGGCAGAUGGUACAACGGCCAAAAGGAAAACCGAACAAUUUACAUUGGUAAUAAACGCUCUCUUCUCAUUGGAAUGGCACGAAUAAGGCAACUCAGAGUGAGAUCGAGUAAGUUUUUCCUACUUUUAUUCAUUUACUCACUCAAAUUAUUAUACCUUUUAUAGUUGAGUCUGAUAGAGAAGCGAUCACUGUCCAACCUUAAGUAUAGAGUUAACAAUAGUUCACUGAAAUUCCUAAAGAACAAUAUUGAAAAUGCACCGGAGACAAAUUUCUCGGCUGCUGACCAUUGUAACAAUUAUUUGGAAAAGAGUUUAUAAUUAGGUAGCUGCAUUUUUUUAUGAACGUUAAAUUUGGGUUUUAAUGGACGGCAUUCCUCUGCCCCGUGGGCAAACUUUGAAGACUUCUUAGGCAACUUUAGUUCUCUAUAACAGAAAUGUCUAUGUCUAUUUAAAAGUACGCACUAUGAGAAACUGUUGAGUGAAAUUAAUACCAAAACAAACUUCCAACUUCCUGAUCAUGAUCCUUUGUUUUCCAACUUGCAGCACAAUGUAAAGUCCUCAACUAUAUGGAAACAUUGUUCGAAGAAUGUUUCAAGGGAUACUCGACAGAGAACGAAGAAAAGACAGCCUACACCAAACCAGGCUGGAUGCCUUUUGACAAUGCUACUAGGAAUGACGAGUUAUUACAACCUUGCCCGAAGCCAUGGCGAUAUCAAAAUGCCGAGGAAACCGACACUACACCCAGGUGGGGACAGUUCUCCUUUUAUGAUGGAGGAGGAUUUGUAGCAGACCUCGGCUAUGAUAGCCAUACGGCAUUCAGUACAGUAACAAAUUUACAAGACAACGGCUGGGUUGACAGGCAAACCAGAGUUGUCCUGGCAGAGUUUUCGACAUUCAAUCCGUCGGUAAAUAUUUUAGGUGUUGCCACAUACUUCUAUGAAGUUGAUGCAUCUGGACUGAAAGCAGCCUCUGUGCAAACUCGUGUUCUUUCACUUGAUUCUACAACCGCACCUUCGCAUCAGUUUUAUUUGAUUUGCUUGUUUCUGUACAUUGUAUUCGUUUUUCUGUAUUUUGGAAGAGAAAUGUUUAGGCUUUAUAAUCAUCGCUCUCGAUAUUUCAAGUCCGUGUGGAACUGGGUCGAGAUCUUCCAAAUUGUUUUUUCUCUGUUUGCUGUGGUAAUGUACGUUAUACGACAAAGUAAAACCCUUUCAACUAUGGGUAAACUGCAUAAAAACAUUUACGCAAAUCUAAGUUUCCAAGAAGCUAUCACUUGCCAAGAAGUGGAAAUUGUCGUACUUGGAAUUCUUAUUUUCAUCGUCACUACCAAGCUCUUGCGAAUCAUUCGCUUCAACAGCUAUGUCGCUCUAUUCUCCAAAACAUUGAAAAUAUCUGCACGAUCUUUGUCAUCCUUUAGUAUUGUUUUAUUGAUUUUCUUUGUGGCUUUUUUGCAUUUUGGUGUCUUGAUGUUUGGCUCUGUAUCUGAGCGCUACUCUUCGCUGCUGAAAGGAGUUUAUUUCCAGCUCGAGCUAACUCUUGGUCGAGUGAAAGCUAGACCAAUCAAUGAACUAGCUGAGGCUAGUACCAUAUAUGCCAAAAUAUUCGCCUUUUUAAUCCUCUUCACUCUCACUGUCCUCUGCAUGAACUUCUUUAUCGGCAUGAUCAACGAUGCUCUUUUGGAUGCUAAGAAUAAUGUGAGCGAAAGUGAGCUGUAUGAACUUAUUGAUGAGAGUCGUUGGUCGAGGUCAAAAGAAAGAAAAGAACUUUUCGAUGCAAUCAGUAAUACAUUGAAACAGCCGAGAACUUCCAAAAAGUCAGCAGAAGCAAAGGACAAAGAAUCAGAAAACGUUGGCCUUUACUCCAAGAACAGUUCCAAUCUCAACUUUGAUUUAAUAAGUCAAGCUAUCAUAGCUUGGAGGGAGAAAAGAUCCAGAGAAAUAAUAAAUAAACAGCAAUGCAGCACAAGGAGACAAUCUUUGUUCGACAAGAUAAGCAACAUGUUAAAAUCUCUGAAAGGUGAAAGAAAUGUUGACGGCAGCAAACGUAGAGAAAAAAAGAAAGUAAGAUUUCAAGAGGACGUCGUCGAGUUUUCUCUCCGUAAAUUACGUAGGAGACGGGAUGACUUGUUACAACGGUUCGAGAGUAUUGUUUCUGGGUUCUCGGAAGAAGAUGAAGAAUUUAAUUAUUUAUUAAAAACAGCAGAGGCUUAUAACUACUAG
Pocillopora meandrina is the source of this 12716-nucleotide messenger RNA. The record is from the annotation of a GenBank genome assembly. Lineage: Eukaryota; Metazoa; Cnidaria; Anthozoa; Scleractinia; Pocilloporidae.